AUGUGCCAUGCCCUGCUACCAUCACAGCCUUUACCAAACGACGUUUUCCAAGCAUCAAAAACCAAAGCCAUCCUUGCCCUCUUGCAAGGAUGCAACAGCCUCAUAAAGCUCAAAAAAAUCCAUGCCCACGUCAUCACCAACGGUCUUCAAAACCAACCCGCCAUUUCAAACAAACUGCUCAACUUCUGUGCUGUUUCAGUCUCGGGCUGCUUAGCCUACGCUCAGCUUCUCUUCCAUCAUCACAUACAAAACCCACAAACCCAAGACUGGAAUUCCAUGAUCAGAGGCUUUUCCCAAAGCCCAUCUCCUCUUCAAGCCAUUUUUUACUACAAUCACAUGCUUUCCUCUGCUUCUGAUUCUUGUCCUGACACCUUCACUUUCUCGUUUGUGCUCAAGGCUUGCGAGAAAGUUAAGGCCCAGACCAAGUGCAAAGAGGUUCAUGGAGCCAUGGUUCGCUACGGUUAUGAGAACGACGUUGUUGUUUGCACCAAUCUUAUAAGAUCAUAUGCUUGUAAUGGUUCGAUUGAUACUGCACAGAGGGUUUUCGACAAUAUGCCUGAAAGAGACUUAGUUUCUUGGAACUCUAUGAUUUCAUGUUACUCUCAAAAGGGUCUUCACCACGAGGCCUUGAGAACGUAUAAUCUUAUGAGAAAAGAAAAUGUGGGUCUUGAUGGUUUUACUCUUGUUGGCUUGCUAUCUUCUUGUGCUCACUUGGGUGCGUUGAAUACAGGAGUUACAGUGCAUAGAAUAGCUCGUGAAAAGGGGCUUGUGGGAAAUGUUUAUGUUGGGAAUGCGCUUAUAGAUAUGUAUGCCAAAUGUGGCAACUUGGAUAGUGCUCUUAGUGUCUUUGAGAGGAUGCAGAAUCGUGAUGUUUUUACAUGGAACUCCAUGAUUGUUGGGUAUGGAGUACAUGGUCGUGGGGACGAAUCAAUCUCUUUUUUUGGACAGAUGCUGAUGGCAGGAGUGCAGCCAAAUUCCAUCACAUUUCUUGGUUUGUUAUGUGGAUGCAGUCACCAAGGCUUGGUAGAGAAGGGUGUUGAGUACUUCAAUGUGAUGAGCUCCAAGUUCAAUAUUAAACCUGGAAUCAAACAUUAUGGGUGCCUGGUGGAUCUUUUUGGCAGAGCUGGGAUGCUCGAAAGGGCGCUUCAAGUUAUUAAAACUUCGCGUGCUCAGGACGAUCCAGUCCUAUGGCGGACUCUGCUUGGCUCUUGCAAGAUUCAUAAAAAUGUAGAAAUGGGAGAAAUUGCUAUGAGGAAUCUAAUCCAGCUAGGGUCAUCAAAUGCAGGGGACUACGUACUUCUUGCUACGAUUUAUUUUAGAGAAAAAGAUGCAGAUGGUGUUGCAAGGAUGAGAAAAUUGAUUAAAACCCAGGGAGUGAAAACCACUCCUGGUUGGAGCUGGAUUGAAGUUGGUGAUCAGGUUCACAAGUUUGUUGUGGAUGACAAGUCACAUCCAGAUGCUAAUGAAAUUUAUCAAAAGCUGAGGGUUGUUGUUCAUCAAGCUGCUCUGCAUGGUUAUGUGCAAGAGGGAUCUCUUAUCACAGUGUCUGAAUUUACCUCCACAGACACAGAUUGCUUGGAAACUUCCAGUUCAUGUCACAGUGAGAAGCUGGCAAUUGCUUUUGGCCUCGCAAGAACUCCAGAAGGAACAUCUUUACGAAUAGUAAAGAACCUCAGAGUUUGUAGAGAUUGCCAUUCAUUCACAAAAUUCGUUUCCCAAGCAUUCAAUAGAGAAAUAGUUGUCAGGGAUCGAGUUCGGUUUCAUCACUUCAAGGGUGGAUUAUGUUCAUGUAAAGAUUAUUGGUGA
Molecule: messenger RNA, 1806 nt
Organism: Prunus armeniaca (apricot)
Lineage: Eukaryota; Viridiplantae; Streptophyta; Magnoliopsida; Rosales; Rosaceae
Source: the annotation of a GenBank genome assembly